Aspergillus udagawae is the source of this 960-nucleotide messenger RNA. RefSeq names its product TPR domain protein. The transcript has 3 exons. The coding region runs from base 1 to 960 and encodes 319 amino acids. NCBI's taxonomy places the organism in Eukaryota, Fungi, Ascomycota, Eurotiomycetes, Eurotiales, Aspergillaceae. The record is from RefSeq and is a predicted model, not a curated record.
AUGACAAUGGGCACUCAGGCGGAGCUCAUUACGCUGAUCGUCCAAAAGCUUUAUAAGAAUCCAUCCAUGAUGCCAGCUUUCACUGAUCUUUAUUAUGGCUCAUACAAGCCCGUUGCUGUGUCAGAAGUAGACGACACCCCUAUUGUAGAUACGUUCCUUGUUGAGCGUAUUGUGGCAUUGAAUGGCUUUGGCUGUCCUCUCUUGUCUCGCGAGUCUCAUAAACGUGCCAUGACAGGCGAGGCGCAACUGGACAAUGACGAGCACAAUGCUCGGCGUUCAUUUAUUGGCGAUAUGAUGGUUGUUCGUGCCACACAAGAUCUCGCUGCGGACACAGAAAUCACGUUCUGGUAUCAAUCACCCCUAAACAACGAUUCCAAAGAGAAACAGAUGGAUCUGCGACACUGGGGCUUCAAGUGUACCUGCAUAAUAUGCCAAGAUGUCCAAAAUACUGAGAACAGCAUUUUGACAACGAGAAAGAAACUCACGGCUGGUUUAGUGAAAGAUUUCCAAUGCCGCAAGAAGCCAAGCACAACUAAAAUCGAGGCCAUACUUUCCAAGCUUGAGGAAACAUAUCGACAGCCAGCCUCUGAAGUUCCUCGUCUCAGCCUUUGGAAACCGUAUUUGAAUCUUGCAAUGCUCUACGCAACGCAUGAGCAGCCACAGAAAGCUAUAGAGUUCGCACUGAAAACUCUGGAAUCGCUGGGCUACGUUGUUGAAGGCGGGCACCUUCCCCAUACCUCGGGUACACCACUGCUGGUCAAGAAAUGGGGAUUAAUGACGGAUGGUCUUGUCGGGUGUUGGAUGAGCCUUUCCCGCGCUUAUCGACUGGUAGCCCCUGACCUAGUACUGAAAGCGGAAGGGUAUGCUAGGAUUACAUAUAGGAUCUGUGUCGGCGAAGACGAAACGUUUGACGAGACCUACACGCAGCUAUCGGAGCGAUCAGAUGGUUUUCUUGCCUAG